AUGAAGUUAUUAAUGAACCCUACAGCUACUGAGGAUGAAAAACACUACGCCAAGGAACAAAUUGAUGAAAUGAUUAAAUUGUAUGGAGAAGUUAGAGUUCGUCCCUCGAAUAGAAAGAAAAUUCCUGCUCGUUUGACGCUUGUAAUUUUAGCCAUUGUCAUGAUUAUUUCAUGGAUGGCAGUUAAAGGCCAACAACGUAUGGCGAAUAAGGAGAGACAAGACCAAGUUCUAGAAGAAGUGGUCAAACGAAGUCAACCAACGGAAGAAAUGCGAGCAGUACCUCAGAUAAAUCAUCGUGAAAUUCUCCAAGAAAUUGAGAAGCAGAGAUUACAAAAAUUGAAAGAAAAGUCCAACCAACCUUAA
Messenger RNA from Naegleria fowleri, 363 nucleotides. RefSeq lists its product as uncharacterized. Bases 1 to 363 code for a protein of 120 amino acids. The record is from RefSeq and is a predicted model, not a curated record. NCBI's taxonomy places the organism in Eukaryota, Heterolobosea, Eutetramitea, Acrasida, Naegleriidae. The transcript has a single exon.